CAGUGAUGAAUCCAGAGGAGCGAAUCGUGACAUGGCUUAUAUCCUUGGGAGUUUUAGAUUCCCCCAAAAAGACCGUCUGUGACCCGGAGGAGUUCUUGAAGUCCUCACUGAAGAAUGGGGUAGUGCUGUGCAAACUGAUCAACAGACUUAGGCCGGGCUCUCUAGAAAAGUACUGUUCGGAGCCCCAAACGGAAGCUGAUUGCCUCAGCAACAUCAGUGACUUCCUGAAAGGAUGUGCGACACUUCAAGUGCAGGUAUUUGAUCCUGAUGACCUUUAUUCAGGGGUCAACUUCUCCAAGGUUCUGAGCACUCUUUUAGCUGUCAACAAAGCAACAGAAGAUCAGCUCUCAGAAAGACCAUGUGGACGUUCCUCUUCUCUUAGUGCUGCUAACAGUUCUCAGACAAACCCGCAGACAACAGUUGUUAGCACAGCCCCAGGCCUGCAGAGGCAGUCAAAGGCGGUGGAGAUGACAGAAAAUGGAAGCCAUCAGUUGAUAGUAAAGGCAAGAUUCAACUUUAAGCAGACUAACGAAGAUGAACUGUCGGUUUGUAAAGGGGACAUCAUUUAUGUCACCAGAGUGGAAGAAGGAGGCUGGUGGGAAGGCACAUUAAAUGGCAGAACAGGCUGGUUCCCUAGUAAUUAUGUCCGAGAAAUUAAAUCCAGUGAGAGACCUCUCUCCCCCAAGGCUGUCAAAGGAUUUGAAACUACUCCGCUUACCAAGAACUAUUAUACUGUGGUGUUACAGAACAUUUUGGACACUGAAAAGGAUUAUGCUAAAGAACUUCAGUCUCUACUUGUCACUUACUUAAGACCCCUGCAGUCCAAUAACAAUCUGAGUACUGUGGAAUUUACAUCUUUACUGGGGAACUUCGAGGAAGUAUGCUCCUUUCAACAGACGCUCUGCCAAGCCUUGGAAGAAUGUUCCAAGUUUCCAGAAAAUCAGCACAAAGUAGGAGGUUGCCUGCUGAACCUCAUGCCUCACUUUAAAUCUAUGUAUCUGGCUUACUGUGCAAAUCAUCCUUCAGCUGUCAAUGUGCUCACACAGCACAGUGAUGAUCUGGAACAGUUCAUGGAAAGUCAAGGUGCAUCCAGCCCAGGUAUCCUCAUUUUAACAACCAGCCUCAGCAAACCAUUCAUGCGACUGGAAAAGUAUGUUACUCUCUUGCAAGAGUUGGAACGGCAUAUGGAGGAUACGCAUCCAGAUCAUCAGGAUAUUCUGAAAGCAAUCAUAGCAUUCAAAACUCUCAUGGGGCAGUGCCAAGACCUAAGAAAGAGAAAACAGCUGGAGUUGCAGAUACUUUCUGAGCCUAUUCAGGCCUGGGAAGGAGAGAGUAUUAAAACCUUGGGAAAUGUGCUGUUUAUGUCACAAGUAAUGGUGCAGCAUGGAACGUGCGAGGAAAAAGAGGAGCGGUACCUCCUGUUGUUCUCAAGUGUCUUGAUAAUGUUAUCUGCAAGUCCUCGGAUGAGUGGCUUUAUCUAUCAGGGAAAAAUACCAGUAGCGGGAAUGGUGGUGACUAGAUUAGAUGAAAUCGAAGGGAAUGACAACACAUUUGAAAUCACAGGUAACGUGGAGAGAAUCGUGAUCCACUGCAGCAGCAACCAGGACUUGCAGGAGUGGCUGGAGCAGCUCUGCAGACUGAUCCGGGGGCCCGCCUCCUGCAGUUCAUUAUCCAAGACCUCGUCAUCAUCUUGCAGCGGUCAUUCCUCUUUUAGCUCUACUGGACAGCCCCGAGGACCCCUGGAACCUCCUCAAAUUAUAAAACCGUGGAGUUUAAGUUGUCUACGACCUGCACCUCCACUUAGACCAUCAGCAGCACUAGGUUAUAAAGAGAGGAUGUCUUAUAUCUUAAAGGAGUCUAGUAAGAGCCCCAAAACAAUGAAGAAGUUUCUUCACAAAAGAAAGACGGAAAGAAAGCCAUCGGAGGAGGAAUAUGUGAUUCGGAAAAGUACUGCUGCUCUGGAAGAAGAUGCGCAGAUCCUUAAAGUGAUCGAAGCCUACUGCACCAGCGCAAAUUUUCAACAAGGCCACGGCUCGAGUGCACGCAAAGAUUCGCUCCCACAAGUCUUACUCCCCGAGGAGGAGAAACUCAUCAUUGAAGAAACCAGGAGCAAUGGCCAGACUAUCAUCGAAGAAAAGAGUCUGGUCGACACUGUGUAUGCCUUGAAGGAUGAGGUCAAAGAACUGAAACAGGAAAAUAAAAGAAUGAAGCAGUGCCUGGAAGAAGAAUUGAAAUCGAGAAGGGACCUAGAAAAGCUGGUCCGGAGGCUGUUGAAGCAGACUGAUGAGUGUAUUCGGGCCGAGUCCAGUAGCAAGACCUCCAUUCUUCCAUAACCAUCACUGUGCAGCUGGGCACACGUGCCUCCAGGGCAUCUCGAAAUGUCCAGCUGAAUGAUUUGUUUGAUCACUUCCUUGGUUUUUAUUUUGUACCUGAGUCAGUCUUUCUCUCUCUCUCGCUCGCUCUCUCUCUUUCUCUGUCUCUCUGUUUGCUUGAGUGUUUGUUGUCAUUCGGUUAUUGGUUGGUUGUUUUCUUUUUGACUGGGGUAAAAGCAAGAGGUGGUGGUGGAAGUCUCCCCAGAGUCUUUUCCAUCUAAUAAGAAAAGGACAACUAGUAUAGGCAAAUGACUUAAAUGGUCUUCAGAUGGCCUUCAAUUCAUAGUGCCUCUUCACCAGCCAUUACCCUCCUCCCUGGCCCCGCCCCGCCCCGUCACUCUUUUGGGGCUGGCUGCCAUAUCAAAGUGGCUGGCCAUGGCUUAGUAAAUGUGAACUUGACUUUUUCUUUCAUGCUUUCUUGUAUCUGGAAGCCCCUCAGUACCCAGUUUAAGGAGGGCAAAGCUCCUUGAGCUAUGACUAGGGUAGGGUGAAUGGAAGACUAGCACAUUUGCCCAGUGACCCAGCCACCCUGCCCUGACUAUCAUGUGCCACCCCUCAAUGCACACUUUUUAUUUUAAUUACUGCCCUGUGUUGUCUGUAAGGCCAAGAAAACAGUAGCACCCUUAUUCCUUUUAUGUGGGUUUACAUUUUAACUCUAUGGGGCAGAAGCUCCGGUCACCCCCGCCAGUACCAGACCCAUUAGCAAAUUGCACUAGACAAUCUUCCCCUUCAGCCGCAGAGUUGACCAUCCCUGCCCAGUGCAUGAUAGGUUUUCCCCCCUAACCGUCUGCCUCGUGUGUAAGUUUUCUAUUUCCCCAGUGCUUUCAGCCAACCGUACGAAGCGGUGUGUAAACUAGUAUGUGUGCGCUUUGCUUACUUUUUGAAAAUAUAGACUGUGAGCAGUUACUUCAUCUACAUUGCAUAUUCAACAUGUGACUUCUCAUCCUUCAAAACAAUCUGCAUUGAGGAGAUAUUGUGCCCUAGUAGACCGCUUUAAUUCACUUUAUCGCUCUCCCAGGUAUGCAG
Messenger RNA from Odobenus rosmarus divergens (Pacific walrus), 3398 nucleotides. It is a transcript of the gene ARHGEF6, whose product is annotated as Rac/Cdc42 guanine nucleotide exchange factor (GEF) 6. Gene Ontology annotation, biological process: intracellular signal transduction. NCBI's taxonomy places the organism in Eukaryota, Metazoa, Chordata, Mammalia, Carnivora, Odobenidae. Bases 6 to 2333 code for a protein of 775 amino acids. The record is from RefSeq and is a predicted model, not a curated record. The transcript is spliced from 22 exons. Gene Ontology annotation, molecular function: guanyl-nucleotide exchange factor activity; protein binding.